AUUUUUCCUGGGCGGCUAUGCCUCGAUUGGCUGCCUCAUUUUAUGUUUCCGCCCUCUCCGGCUUCUGGUUCAACAUCAUUUAGAAAAGCAGGGGCUGAUGGUGAUUGGAAUAUGUAUGUUUGACAGCAUCACUUUUUAGGGUGUGUCCUUGGAGCACCUCGCCAUGGAAAGUAUACGCUGGGCAUUUUCAUACCGCACCUGGGCCCCUUGCUGUGAGGAAUGGUUGUUAGCCAUGCGCCUUGUGCAGCCUGAAGAGAAAAAGCGCAUUGAACAGUUCGUCUUUGGUCGGGAUGCCAAAGCUGCUAUGGCUGGCCGCCUGAUGAUAAGAAAAUUGAUUGCGGAAAGGCUGAAGAUUCCUUGGAACAAAAUACAGUUACAAAGGACUUCACAAGGCAAACCUGUCCUUGUAAACGCAUUAAGCAGCACCCAGUCCAAUUUCAGCUUUAAUGUUUCUCAUCAAGGAAAUUACACUGUACUGGCAGCUGAACCUGAUUGUCAGGUUGGCAUUGAUAUCAUGAAGACUACGAUGCCAGGAAGCGGUUCAAUUCCUGAUUUCUUUCAGCUUAUGAAACGGCAGUUCACAGAAGAAGAAUGGCGAGUUAUCAAGUCCAUGAAGAAUGAAUGGCUUCAGUUGGAUAUGUUUCAUAGGCAUUGGGCAUUAAAAGAGAGCUUUGUGAAAGCCAUUGGUGUUGGAAUAGGAUUUGACCUUCAAAGGAUAGAGUUUAAUGUGUCCCCAGUGGAGCUGGAAGAAGGAAAAACAUACAAUGAAACCAUUGUACUUUUGGAUGGUGAAGAAGAAAAGGAGUGGACGUUUGAGGAGACCCGGUUAGAUGAUGGCCACCAUAUUGCAGUUGCUCUUGGAAAAUCAGGAGAAUUUGGAAAGUACCACUCUGGGAUGAUUCCCAGCAAUAAACCUGCAUUUGCAAUACUGACUUUCAAUGAUUUAGUUGCCUCUGCUAUUCCUCUUACACCAGAAGACCCUGCUUGCUGGGAAAUUUUUUGUUCUAGGCAGGAAAUGCCAACACGACAGAGUUGCAGUCCAAGAUGAGAAAAGCUGGAUUUACUGAAAAAAGAAAUUGAAAGCCUUCAGAGGCUGCAAAUUGUUAUUUUACAAUCUCAUAAAUUGCCAAAAUGUUUAGCAAAAAUUGGGUUGGGGGUGAGAUUGGGUGCCAAUAAGGAAGAGAGGAAAGACUAGAGAAUCACUAAACUAUUUUUAAUUUUGUCCCUGCCUUACUUGCAAUAAUAGUGCUGCAGGAUAUCAUAUUUAUCCUGAUGCUAUUGUAUCUUUCAACAGGUUCUGCCAUCUCUUUUUUAUUUAAUAAGAGAGGAAAUUAGGUAGCAUUUUAGUGUAUUGUAACUUUUGUAGUUUCUCCCUUAGAGAAUACAGAUUAACACAAUGCAAUGAGAACUUGGAGUUCUAGCCCAAAAGCCUGCUCUAGUAGGAGGCCCUAUACCAGGGGUGUCAUACUCAAGCCCCAGGGGCCAGAUCCAGCCCACGGGGUGCUUAGAUCUGGCCUGCACUUUGCAGAUGAUCUAGCAUUUAUCAUAGAGGAACCCCUAGAAACUGGACUAAAACUAUUGGAAGAUAUACACCAAUUCAGUAAAGUGGCAGGGCUUAAAAUAAAUAAAGAGAAAACUAAAAUAUUAAGAAUUUAACUAAAAGACAAAAUGAAGAACUAGAGGAGAAACUGGGAAUUUCGAGGGCUAAGAAAAUUAAAUAUUUGGGAAUAUGGCUAUUGGCAAAAUGUAUUACAAUAAAAGAAGAUAAUUACAACAAACUGCUACGACAGAUUCAAAAAGAUUUGGAUAAUUGGACUGAACUACAGAUAUCACUAAUUGGCAGAAUCUCAACAAUCAAAAUGAAUAUACUACCCAAAUUACUUUAUUUCAAACAAUACCGAUUAAAUUAGAGAUAUUUUUUUUCGAACAAGUAAAUAAAAUGGUAUCCAAAUUUAUCUGGUCAAAUUUAUCUGUGUAUUAAAUACAAACUUCUACAAGAUAGUAGAAACAAAGGGGCGUUUGGCCUCCCAGAUUGGGAGCUUUAUUAUCAGGUGGCAGCCCUAACAUGGCUAAAGGACUGGAUCCAACUAAAAAAUAAAAGAAUCCUUAUGCUAGAAGGACAGGAUCUCCAACUAGGCUGGCACGGCUUCCUCUGGGAGGGAAAGAAUAAAUUUCAUUCCUACUUUCAGAGACAUAUAGUAAUGGAUGGGGGGGGGAAACACUACCUGAAAAUCCCAAUCUGGUUAUCAACAAUGGAGUCAAUG
This is a messenger RNA of Thamnophis elegans (Western terrestrial garter snake), 2264 nucleotides long. RefSeq names its product aminoadipate-semialdehyde dehydrogenase-phosphopantetheinyl transferase (gene AASDHPPT). The transcript has 7 exons. NCBI's taxonomy places the organism in Eukaryota, Metazoa, Chordata, Lepidosauria, Squamata, Natricidae. Gene Ontology annotation, cellular component: cytosol. Gene Ontology annotation, molecular function: holo-[acyl-carrier-protein] synthase activity; magnesium ion binding. The record is from RefSeq and is a predicted model, not a curated record. Bases 164 to 1048 code for a protein of 294 amino acids.